AGCUACUGAAGCAAACAAAACAAGGUAAAAUAAUACUAGUUGUUUUAAUGGUCUCCGCUUGAAUGUAUGUGCAAAAAGCAUGUCCAAGAAGAAGAACAGUGUACUUCUGGAAGUCGACAGAUCAAUAAUUGAACAUAACCUACUCAUUCAGGAUAACAAAAACGAUGGCCUUGAUGAACUCUUUCCGAAACGGAUCUCACAGGAAACAGAUGUUCCUUGGAAACUUGUGAAGCCCACUCCCGGCAUGUGCGUGAAGACACAUACCGAAGAUGGAGGUAAAGUGUUCAUAAACAUCUGUCAGACAUCUGAUGUGCCUGCUCCAGAGGAUAUCAAUGAGGAAUCACUUGUAAAGAUAUGGUCCUCAGAUGAUCACUCCUCUUUCAGAAUACCCAUGAGUAUCGGUGACGGUCACGAGGAAGCUGACAAAGCUGGCAACCCUUCUAUUGCCUAUGAUGUGGCCAUCAAUCCCGAAUUCUACAAGAAAACAGAAAACAGCAAAUUAUUCCUCUCCUUCCUCCUUACUGUUGUGAUGGAGGGCUUAAAGGACAAAUACAGUCUUAGUCUUCAGACAGAUGACUAUGUGAUUUUGAAGAACCGUAAGGUACUGGGUAAUCUACUACCUCAUCGAAUAAGACAAGGAGGACAGAAGAAACCAGCAGGCCCCCUCAUUCAAGAGAUGACACCACCUGUACUCCUAUCAAGCCGUCAGCCACAAUACCGGAUCCGACAAGAGCCAGCACAGGCUGCGUUCCCAGAAUACUUGCUUGCAGAGUUCUUUAUGAAGGACCUGUCAAGUAGCCAUGGUCUAACACUGGAUGUUGGAGAAGAUCGAAUCGUACUAGGCAGUCCUGGACGGAUUGGCCAGCAGGCCUACAAACUCGAUGUGUUCAUUCCAUAUUCAGUUGAUCAGGAUAGGUGCUCUGCAACCUUCAAUACUGAUACAAAGAUCCUGAGUCUAAAAAUGCCAGUUAUUACCACAAGUUAAGAAUGAGGAGACAAAAUUAUUAAUUUCUGUUGUAUUUCAUUUUUCACUUCCUUUCGGUUUGCUUGUUUUAUUUAGGACUACAGCAGAGUCCAUAUUACUAUACGAUUACUGAGUUACUGUUCAUUUGUUAAUGCAGGAUUGUGAGCAAAACCUUUACAUUUAAUAAAGAAUAUAUCACUUGCAUAAUCUUCCCUAA
Molecule: messenger RNA, 1181 nt
Organism: Cryptotermes secundus
Lineage: Eukaryota; Metazoa; Arthropoda; Insecta; Blattodea; Kalotermitidae
Gene: Pih1D1
Product: PIH1 domain-containing protein 1
Exons: 7
Coding region: 80-985 (301 amino acids)
Biological process (GO): box C/D snoRNP assembly; rRNA processing
Cellular component (GO): R2TP complex; ribonucleoprotein complex; cytoplasm
Source: RefSeq, a predicted model, not a curated record